Messenger RNA from Exaiptasia diaphana, 2513 nucleotides. RefSeq names its product melanocyte-stimulating hormone receptor-like. Gene Ontology annotation, cellular component: membrane. Gene Ontology annotation, molecular function: G protein-coupled receptor activity. The transcript has a single exon. Gene Ontology annotation, biological process: G protein-coupled receptor signaling pathway. Bases 967 to 1929 code for a protein of 320 amino acids. The record is from RefSeq and is a predicted model, not a curated record. NCBI's taxonomy places the organism in Eukaryota, Metazoa, Cnidaria, Anthozoa, Actiniaria, Aiptasiidae.
UAAUUAAAAAAAUAAAAACAAAAUAAUAAUUAAAUAAUAAUGAAAAUAAUUCAGUCUAUUUAAAGAGCUAUGAUGUACUUUAAARUUUUGUGAACAGUUAAUUUAAUUUCAAACUUGUGACGGACUUGAAGUUUGAAUAUGUUAUGAACAUGUACAUACGUGUAUUUCAUCACUARSAAUAACUCUUUACUGUCGCGUGAUCAGCGCUCGUYGAUUCCAUUCAAGCACAGUCCUCUUUGACAACCUUUUUUUGAAAUAGCUAUAUUUGCUCGUACCUACGCAUAUGCGGGGUGCUUUGCAAUAACAAAGUGUGAUUAUUGCUAUGUUUUCUUUCACGCCUAUUGUUUUUCCCAACCGAGAARCAGAUGUUAAUUCUUUAACUACUUUCAGUAAGAUAUUCCUCAGUUAUWAAAUUUAGCAUCUGGAAGCGUUAGCAAUUAAAGCGGAUUUAAAAGCAAUAUUUUUAARCAACGAUUCUCUGUAUUACUGACGAUUACUGGAAUAAACCUAUUUCAAUUUGACUGAUUUCACCUGGCUAAGCCUUUAUGGUAUCUCCGACAACACAAAAUCCGAAUUCAAUAUUUAUUUUAUUCUAUAUUAUAUGGAUAUUGUCAUAAAAGGCUAAGCAAAUACUCAAUAAUAAUGGUUUUAAUAGUAAAACUGCAUUGCCUUUUACAAAAUGUACUUUUUUUUGCAUAAGUUAAUUAAUUGUCAAAAUAAGAGAUUUAUCAGCCGGAAAACACUGUGCUUCCGUCCUAUUGGUUGGGAAUAGGUAAUUGUUUUGCAACUAAUUCGUAGGUUGGCUUAUUGUUUAUUUUUAUUUACUUAUUGCCAUCCAAUCGGASCAAAGAUAGCCAGUCGAUGGAUAUUAAUAUAAGUUGUCGAAAUWGCAUUUUCAUGAAAUUCAUCAAAAUCACUCAGCAGAAGUGGAAGCGCGACUGACAAUUGAAUUAACACUGGAAUAUUAUGGCUGCCAAUUCAUCUUGUAAUAGUAUUUACAAUUUAAUGGAAACUCUCUUUGAAAAGCAAGAAAACUAUAAACGAACCAGCCUAAUUGCUAAUGUUAUACUUUGCCUUCUUCCUGGACCGACAGCCGUCCUAAAUACUCUGGUUUUGGUGACGAUAUGGCGAAAAAGGCCCUUGAGAACCGCCUCAAAUUUGUUCCUUUGCAAUCUUGCGCUCUCAGAUCUGGCUGUGUCCAUUAUUUGUGAGCCUUUAUAUGCCGUUAUUGGUCUUAACAGACUUCACACCUGCACUACAACUUUCGUUAUCUCUCUGUUGUCAACUGGACUUACUACUGCUUCUUAUCUAACCGUUGUGUCAAGCACCGUCGAACGUUAUAUGGUACUAAGCUAUCCUCUGAAACACUCUUCAAUAGUYACUAUACGUCGAGUUGUAAUUUUGUGUAUUGUUAUAUGGAUUGUUUCUGUAACUGCCGGUGCUUUSUUUUCGACUUAUAACUUUUUUGCUUUUGUUAUUGUCGGAGCAGUAACAUUCAGCAUUUGUGUAAUGAUAUUUUGCUAUGGGAAGAUAUACUUCAUUUUACGACAUCAUCACAACCAAAUCCAAGCGCAAACGACUGCUAUAGGGAGACAACAGCCAAUUAACCUUCCUCUCUUUAGAAAGACUGUCAGUAAUCUUGUUUGUAUUAUUUCAUGGUUUAUCUUUUCGUAUACUCUUAAUCUCUCUGCCAGUGUAAUCAUAUCCCUCGAGGGAAAUUCACCGUCGUUUGACGUUUUAAUGGUCAAAAAAUUUGCCAUUAUCAUCGUCUACUUAAACUCUCUUAUCAAUCCCCUUAUAUAUUGUUGGAAAAUGCAGGAAAUACGCCAAGGCAUAAAGGAAACGUGUAGCAUUGGUUUAUCGCACCUUUUGGGCAAUCGCAGAGCAUCUGAGAUCCAACGCUCUGUCUCUUUUUCUAGAACUGUAUAAAAAUACACCGGCUAUAYAUUCAAUAAGAUGUUUGUUGGCUUUGUGGACGUUCAUCUUGUUUAUAAAAUUUGAUACCUCAAACUUAAUAUUUAUCUUUUUUUAUUUGUCCAGCCAGCUUUCGACUCAUGUGGAUCAUCCUCAGGACUAAAGGAAGAAGAAAAACUACGUUAUUUACUUAAAUAAUAUAAGAUUGAAGAAUGCAACGUAUUUUUUUUUUCGUUGGUCCUGAGAAUGAGCCAAAUGGGUCGAAAGUUCAACUUUUAUAAAAUAGACUCUAGUUAUCAUUUCGACGAGACAGAAAAUACGGUAUCUCUMUUAAGGCCCGUUUAAACUGGCGGCCAUCGCCAGAGUUUCGAACAUGCUUAACAUUUAGCUGCAGCUUCACGUACGAUUUUAGGUGCGCGAUAGAAAAGUGUCGAUUAUYGCGCUGCAAAAAUCGCAAGUGUAAACGGGUCCUCAAAGUCAAUUGAAGAAAUUCUAUAUAGGGUAGUUGAUAUUCCAUUUUUCAACGUAUCGAAUGUAAUUUGUAUAAUUAAAUUGCAGAUUAUGCUUGAUUAACCUUCAUAAACAUACUUUCAAAGUUU